AACGUAAGUUUCCCAACUGGUCAUGGCGGUUGCUGCUGUGCUAGGAUCAAGACUCCGCAGGCUGCAGUGACAACUAGCAAGCACUCGAUCUGGCGUUGUUACCUUGAGAGCUGCGUGGCGAACGGGGAUGAAGCCGCUAAGGAAAGCUAGCCCGGAACGGAUAGUCUUGUCUCGAACCGCAGCUGGCGGAGAGUGAUCGGAUUCUAGGGUUUGCGCUAGCUCGGCCGUUGGGGUUUCGCUGCUUGGAAUUGUCUCCGUUGGUGCUGUUAGUUGGCAGCAUGCCGUGCCGUUAACGCGAGCGAACUACAGACCGUCGUACCGACGCGAACCUCGCUUGUGUUGCGUCGAGUCGAGUCGAGGCGUCGCGAAUCGUCGCUACGUUUGAGGGGUCUCGCUUCACUCGCUGCACACCACCACUCCGUGCUUCGCAUUGCGGCGGCUGACUUGUGAGAGAUUUCUGAGAAUUCUCAAAAGUCUCUCUUCGAUCGCCGCACACCACCGCUCCGUGCUUCGCAUCGCGGCUGACUCGAGCCGCUUCAGAACGCCCUGAGAGCGCGCUCCUUCGCUCCGUCCGUUCGCGUCUUAAUCCGCUUCGAUUCCCGCUACAGUCCCCAAUGGACGACUACGAUGCUCUAGAUGAUUUCGACUUCGAGCAAACCCUCGGCCCCGGGCCGCUCCCGCCCUCCGCGCCCGCCUUCAGCACCGCCGUCCCCGCUCCUGCGGCCGGUGCGGCCGCGGCCGCGGAGCCGAGCGUCGGCCCUGGCGGACCCGGCGGGAAUUUCGGCGCAAGGCCCGAUGGGUUUGGCACGGGAUCGGCCCAGCACCCGCAACCCCCCUACCAGCAGCAGCAGCAGUUCCCCCAACAUCCGCACCAGCAGCACCAGCAACCGCACCAGCAGCCGCCGCAUGAUAUGGGCGGGCAUGGGGGGGGACAUGGGGGGGCGCACGGUGGUCCGCCUCCCCCGGGGGGGGAUUCCGGCGGAACUACCGGCAGACGGUGUGCCGGCACUGGCUGCGCGGGCUGUGUAUGAAGGGCGCGGAGUGCGGGUUCCUGCACCAGUAUGACAAGAGCCGCAUGCCGGUGUGCCGGUACUUCGCGCGCUGGGGCGAGUGCAGGGAGCCGGACUGCGUGUACAAGCACACCAAUGAGGACGUGAAAGAAUGCAAUAUGUAUAAGCUUGGGUUCUGCCCGAACGGGCCGGAUUGUCGCUACCGACACCAAAAGCUGCCGGGACCUCCCCCCCCUGUGGAGGCCUUGGCGGAAAAGUUUCAGCUGCAGCUGCAGCAGCGCCCGCCCUUCCACUUCGCG
Molecule: messenger RNA, 1309 nt
Organism: Closterium sp. NIES-67
Lineage: Eukaryota; Viridiplantae; Streptophyta; Zygnematophyceae; Desmidiales; Closteriaceae
Source: the annotation of a GenBank genome assembly